Messenger RNA from Osmerus eperlanus (European smelt), 1638 nucleotides. RefSeq lists its product as uncharacterized. Lineage: Eukaryota; Metazoa; Chordata; Actinopteri; Osmeriformes; Osmeridae. The coding region runs from base 1 to 1425 and encodes 474 amino acids. The record is from RefSeq and is a predicted model, not a curated record. The transcript has 6 exons.
AUGUUUUUGUUGAACAGAUAUAUUUCACUGGUUUCCUACAACUUUUUACAGAUCUCUCAGACCAAGAAGGUUGCCUUGAUCACUGGCAAGGCUAAGUCUCAGGUUACUACUGAAGAUGUUCCUGAUGAACUCCUGGAGAAGACAGAGAAAAAGUCUGAGGAGAAGGGAUCCCUGGCUGCUGUCUCUGAAAGUCUUUUCCUGGCCUUACUGCCUCCUGAAGCCAUACAGCUUGUGGCAACUGGACACAUCACUGAUGUCCGUGCUGAAAAAGCUCUGGUGAAGGCUGAAGCCAAGGAGCUGGUGAUGGCUGGCCUGAAGACUGCAGCUUCCAAAGUUGUGGAGGACCUCAUAGCAGCAGCCAAUGAAAUGGUUGGCAUGGAUACUCCCCGGGAUACUGAGAUCUCUCAGACCAAGAAGGUUGCCCUCAUCACUGGCAAGGCUAAGUCUAAGGUUACUACUGAGGAUGUUCCUGAUGAACUCCUGGAGAAGACAGAGAAGAAGUCUGAGGAGAAGGGAUCCAUGGCUUCUGUCACUGAAAGUCUUUCCCUGGCCAUACUGCCUCCUGAAGCCAUACAGCUUGUGGCAACUGGACACAUGGCGGAUGUCCGUGCUGAAAAAGCUCUGGUGAAGGCCGAAGCCAAGGAUUUGGUUAUGGACAGCCUGAACACUGCAGCUUGCAAAGUUGUGGAGGACCUCAUAGCAGCAGCCAAUGAAAUGGUUGGCAUGGAUACUCCCCUGGAUACUGAGAUCUCUCAGACCAAGAAGGUUGCCUUGAUCACUGGCAAGGCUAAGUCUCAGGUUACUACUGACGAUGUUCAUGAUGAACUCCUGGAGAAGACAGAGAAGAAGUCUGAGGAGAAGGCAUCCCUGGCUGCUGUCUCCAAAAGUCUUUCCCUGGCCUUACUGCCUCCUGAAGCCAUACAGCUUGUGGCAACUGGACACAUUGCUGAUGUCCGUGCUGAAAAAGCCUUCAUGAAGGCUGAAGCCAAGGAGCUGGUGAUGGACAGCCUGAAGACUGCAGCUUCCAAAGUUGUGGAGGACCUCAUAGCAGCUGCAGUAGAGAAGGUUCACAUGACCACUCCCCUGGAUACCCAGACCUCUCAGACCCGGAAGGUGGCCCUCAUCAAUGGGAAGUCUGAAAUUGCUGCUGAGGAUGUUCUUAAUGAACUCCUGGACAAGGUUGUGAAAGAGUCUGAGAAGAGGAGAUCCCUGGCCCUGAUCUCUGUCUCUGACUGCCCUCUCUUGGCCACACAGCUUCCUCAGCUCACCGAUCUUGUUCCUGAGAAGUGCAGUGGAGAGGCUGCCAAGUGUGCUGCAGAUGAAGACAGACAGGUGAAGAAGAAGAAGAAGAAGGGAAUCCAUGCAUUCUUCAGAGGGCUUUGGAAGAGGAUGAUAUGUUCCUCUGGAAUCCCCAAGGAGGACUGAGGCCCUGUCACCUAGGAGUGUCUGUGCCCCUACAAGCAGCACACAAAGUAUAUUUUGAAUCCAAAAUAAAACACGUAUUGGCAUUUCCAAAAAGUUGUGAUCCAUGCAGAUAUGUGUACACAGGUCAAAAAGUACUGGAGCUAAAUGUGUAGUGGGCUCCAGGAUUGUAAAUGAAUCUUACAUCAUGAACAUACUCUACAGUUUAUUUAAACU